AUGGCCAAAGUCUACACAACAGACCACUCGAGCUCCGUCAUGCGCACACACGGCUGGCGCACGGCCUCCAACUCAGCUCCCUACCUGCUCCAGCACCUAAAGCCCAACAUGCGCAUCCUCGACGUGGGCUGCGGCCCAGGGACCAUCAGCACGGAUCUCGCCAAGUAUGUCCCAGACGGAGAGGUCGUGGGCGUAGAAUACGUUCCCGACCCACUAGAGGGCGCGCGGCAGUUCGCCGCUGCUGCGGGGGUGACCAACAUCAGCUUUGAAGUGGGCGACAUCCACGCACUGAAAUUCCCAGAUGACAGUUUCGACGUCGUGCACGCGCACCAGGUCCUGCAGCACAUCGCGGACCCCGUGCAGGCUCUACGAGAAAUGCGGCGCGUUGUCAAGCCCGGCGGUAUUGUUGCCGCUCGGGACUCUGCCACGUUUGAGUGGUAUCCCGAGAAUGAAGGAAUUGCCGCGUGGAAAGACGUAGUGGAUAAGAUGCAGCGUACUAAAGGCGGGAAUCCUCAUCCCGGGAGGAUGAUCCAUGUCUGGGCGGCGAAGGCGGGCUUUGCGAGGCAGAAGAUUGAGAAAAGUGUUGGGACUUGGUGCUUUAGUAGUGAUGAGGAGAGGGCGUAUUGGGGCGGGUCGAUGGCGGAGAGGGCGCAGUCCUCUGGGUUUACGACUAUGUCUAUUCAAGAAGGUUAUGCGAGCCGCCAGGACUUGGAGAACAUCGCAUCGGGGUGGCGGACUUGGGUGGAGGAUCCAGAUGGUUGGUUUGCGAUGCUGCACGGGCAGAUUCUGUGUUGGAAAGAGUAA
Molecule: messenger RNA, 804 nt
Organism: Penicillium lagena
Lineage: Eukaryota; Fungi; Ascomycota; Eurotiomycetes; Eurotiales; Aspergillaceae
Product: class I SAM-dependent methyltransferase
Exons: 1
Coding region: 1-804 (267 amino acids)
Molecular function (GO): methyltransferase activity
Source: RefSeq, a predicted model, not a curated record